Messenger RNA from Naegleria fowleri, 867 nucleotides. RefSeq lists its product as uncharacterized. NCBI's taxonomy places the organism in Eukaryota, Heterolobosea, Eutetramitea, Acrasida, Naegleriidae. Gene Ontology annotation, biological process: proteolysis. The record is from RefSeq and is a predicted model, not a curated record. The transcript is spliced from 7 exons. Bases 1 to 867 code for a protein of 288 amino acids. Gene Ontology annotation, molecular function: serine-type peptidase activity.
AUGUUCUUUUCAAAUAUCUAUUUAAACUCACUCACUUUUUUGCCACUUGUGUUGAUCGGAAUUCAUUAUCCAUUCAAAAAGCUGUUGAGUUUUCUUGCCUUUUAUCCACCACCCACUCCAAAGAAUCAAUUUUCUACUUUUCAAAAACUGGUGUUGCGUGAUUCUCAGAGUUCAAAAAGAACCAUUCCGUUUUAUUUCUUAAAGGCUCAUGAUUCAAAGGUAAAAACGACCAUCUUGUUAUCGCAUGGAAAUGGAACGAAUAUUGUAGAGAUGUUGCAAUAUGCUGAAUUUUUGAGAAGGACUUUGAAUGUGAAUGUAUUACACUAUGAAUAUUAUGGAUAUGAUCAAUGGCAAAAACCAUCGGAAGGAGAUGUCUAUGCCAGUGCUGAAGCUGCAUUUGAAUAUUUGGUGAAGGAACAGAACAUUGAUCCAUCCGAUAUCUAUGUUUUUGGAAUUUCGAUUGGUUCAGGUCCUUCUUGUCAUUUAGCAAAAAAGUAUCAAAAUAUUGGUGGACUUAUUUUACAAACACCACUGUUAUCGAUAUUACAAGUUGGAUUGGGAAAGACAUUUAUGAAACCACUGUUGCCAUUGCUACGGCCAUAUGACAUGUUUAAUAAUAAUUAUAAAAUGAACUCUAUUAAGGUUCCAGUUUUGAUUGUGCACGGAACAGAAGACUCCAUCGUUCCAUAUUCACAUGGUGUUGAACUUUUCGAAAGAGCUCAAAAUCAAUUCAAGCUCGUGACAGUCCCCAAUGCUAAUCAUAAUGACAUUUUCAAUUAUUUACAUCCUUCUGACUACAAUCAACAUUUGAUGGAAUUUAUUGAACACACUAAAAAGUACAAUAACAUAGACUCGGCACGUCAUUGA